AUGUCUACGGGGAGCUGUUCAGCUCCGGGGAUCUGUGGGGGGGCGAGACGGAGACCUCCACCGCCCCCGGAACCUGCUCUAUCCUUGGCAGCUGACCUGAGCGAGCUGAGUCUAGACCAAGGGUACCACACUUUGGCAGACUGCGGCCCGCCAAGGCGACGUCGAGAUAACAGCUUAAGUGACGCGCUAUGGUUAAAGAUUCUGUCCUAUCUUGAGGUAUCAGACUUAUGUCGAAUGUCCCGCGUAUGCCGGCGUUGGUCCCGCUUCGUGACAAGGUUGCUAGCUCGACCAGAACCCUGGAGGCGAGUGAGGGCGGCCGGCCCCCUGGAAGUGGCUGCCAGAUGUGCUGGCGCUCGGGCCGGCCUCUGCGCUGGUUCUGCCAGGGAAUGGAGGAUGAAGAACAGCGCGGUAUCAGUUGCUGGUGCUCAAUUAGUGGCUGCCACCUUCAGAAACCUCACUCACCUGGCGUUGACAGGUUCAACCAGCAUGGACGCCAGGGCCCUCGCACCUUUAGUCACAGACCUGAUGGACCUACGGCAUUUGGAUCUAACUGGUUGCCCAAACGUCGAUUGGCCGGAGUGGGCUUGGCUGGAGAGCAGAUUAGCAGCACGACGACCUCCACUAGAAUACAUAGACCUUACUGAUUGCGGCGCAGUGUCAGAUGCCGGUCUCUGCGCACUCUUGCACACGUGCCCGUCAUUGCAGUACUUGUAUUUGAGGAGAUGUACUCUAGUCACUGAUGCAGGUGUUCGAUGGGUCCCCUCGUACUGUGCUUUGAAAGAACUAAGCGUAUCUGACUGUACAGGCGUAACUGACUUUGGGCUUUACGAGCUGGCGAAACUUGGACCGGCACUACGCUAUCUCUCCGUGGCUAAAUGCUCUCAGGUUUCCGAUUCUGGUAUACGUACUCUAGCCAGGCGGUGUUACAAAUUAAGAUAUUUGAACGCUCGAGGUUGUGGAGCUCUUGGGGACGAUGGAGUAGAAGCUAUAGCCAGGGGCUGUUCUCGAUUAAGAGCUUUGGACCUAGGUGCGACUGACGUUUCCGAAAAUGGAUUACAGAUUCUUGCCCGCUGCUGCCCCAAUUUAAAGAAGCUUGCGCUGCGAGGCUGUGAAUUAGUGGGUGACGAUGGCUUAGAAGCAGUAGCCUACUACUGCCGAGGUCUGACGCAGCUAAACAUUCAGGAUACUCCAGUGACCCUCAGAGGGUCCAAUGGGUCUUGGACCUGGUAUGGAACAUCAGUGUUAAUCCAUGCUGCAGCGAGGCACAAACUGUUGUUAACAUUUAGUUCUUGGAUAUUCUGGUUUGUGCCUUCAACAGUGAAUGCAAGUGAAUAUGCACGUUCGGGAAACUUUUUGAUGUGCAGUGCGGUGUAA
Molecule: messenger RNA, 1374 nt
Organism: Leptosia nina
Lineage: Eukaryota; Metazoa; Arthropoda; Insecta; Lepidoptera; Pieridae
Source: the annotation of a GenBank genome assembly